AGCUGAAAAUGAGUGUGCCAGUGCCAGCUCCAGCUCCAGCUUCCUGGCUUAAUCUUCCUCCUGGGUUAGCAUUGGAUGAUGCUACUCCCGACUGGUUGAGCAAAGGAGAUAAUGCAUGGCAACUAAUAGCAGCAACACUGGUUGGUCUACAGAGCAUUCCAGGGCUUCUCAUUUUAUAUGGUGGAGGGGUGAAGAAGAAAUGGGCUGUCAACUCUGCUUUUAUGGUUUUUUAUGCCUUUGCAUGUGUGCUAUUCUGUUGGGUUAUUUGGGGCUACAGGAUGUCUUUCGGAGAAGAACUUGUACCUUUUUGGGGGAAGGCCAAUGUUGCUCUUGACCAAAAAUUUCUCCUCGAACAAGCAUUUCUUGGGAAGUUUCCUUCUGCGACUAUGGUUUUUUUCCAGUCUGUUUUUGCAGCCAUUACUUUGAUCUUGAUUGCCGGUGCCUUGCUAGGGCGAAUGAAUUUUUAUGCGUGGAUGAUGUUCGUGCCUCUAUGGUUAACCUUUUCAUAUACUUUUGUAGCUUUUAGUAUAUGGUGUCCUCAAGGUUUUCUCGCCAAGAAUGGGAUAAUAGAUUAUUCUGGUGGCUAUGUGAUUCAUUUGUCUGCUGGAGUUGCUGGUUUUACAGCUGCUUAUUGGGUUGGCCCUCGCCUAACCAAAGACAGAGAAAGAUUUCCGCCAAACAAUAUCAUUCUUAUGUUAGCUGGGGCAGGACUACUCUGGAUGGGCUGGACAGGAUUUAAUGGAGGAGACCCUUAUGCAGCAAGCGCUGAUGCUUCCUUAGCCGUCUUGAACACCCAUGUGUGUACUGCCACUAGCUUGCUUACUUGGCUUGCCCUGGAUAUUCUGUUUUUUGGAAAAGCUUCUGUCAUUGGUGCUGUUCAAGGCAUGAUCACUGGUUUAGUCUGCAUCACUCCUGCGGCUGGGGUUGUGCAAGGAUGGGCAGCAAUAAUAAUGGGAAUAUGCUCAGGCUCAAUUCCUUGGUUUACGAUGAUGGUUGUCCACAAGAAGUCUGAGCUUCUUCAAAAGGUAGAUGAUACAAUGGCCGUUUUACACACUCACGCCAUUGCAGGAAGUCUUGGAGGAAUCCUCACAGGCCUUUUUGCUGAACCAAAACUAUGUUCUUUGUUCUAUGCGACCUAUGGAAAAUAUGUAGGCCUAUUUUAUGGUUUUCAAAUCCCACAAGUCCAUAAUGGAUUUCGACAAAUAGGAAUUCAGCUUUUGGGGAUUAUUUUUGUCAUUCUUAUCAAUGUUAUUGUCACCAGCAUUAUAUGUCUCUUAAUCCAACUUGUCGUGCCACUGAGGAUGUCUGAUGAGGACAUGGAAAUUGGUGAUGAAGCUGUUCAUGGAGAAGAAGCUUAUGCUAUUUGGGGCAGUGGAGACAAACAUGAGAAUUCUUGGUAUACAAAUUCAGCUAAUCCUGAGACUGAAUUGCCAGUGAGAAAAAGGAAGAAAGCUGGUCAAGUUGAGAUGACAUGAAUCUUGUGUCUGUUUAUCUAUUUCUUUAAAAGAUGAAUUGCUGCCAUUGAGGUUUUUUUUC
Messenger RNA from Jatropha curcas, 1536 nucleotides. Its product is annotated as ammonium transporter 2 member 5. Gene Ontology annotation, molecular function: ammonium channel activity. Gene Ontology annotation, biological process: ammonium transmembrane transport. The record is from RefSeq and is a predicted model, not a curated record. Gene Ontology annotation, cellular component: plasma membrane. Lineage: Eukaryota; Viridiplantae; Streptophyta; Magnoliopsida; Malpighiales; Euphorbiaceae.